Petromyzon marinus (sea lamprey) is the source of this 9738-nucleotide messenger RNA. Its product is annotated as hypoxanthine-guanine phosphoribosyltransferase. Gene Ontology annotation, cellular component: cytosol. Gene Ontology annotation, biological process: GMP salvage; purine ribonucleoside salvage; hypoxanthine metabolic process. The record is from RefSeq and is a predicted model, not a curated record. NCBI's taxonomy places the organism in Eukaryota, Metazoa, Chordata, Hyperoartia, Petromyzontiformes, Petromyzontidae. Gene Ontology annotation, molecular function: magnesium ion binding; hypoxanthine phosphoribosyltransferase activity.
AACGACAACACCGCGUCGCUCUUGAGACCCGCAGCAUUUCACUGAUUAACCAAGGACGUCGUACAGAACUGUGAGGGGGAUUUAACAAUUUAAAAAUAAAUCCUCCGAGUGGCGGCGCUUCAAUGUCAACGCGGGUGCCGCCGUGUGUACAGUGCGUGCGGCGCAUGAGGCGAUUUAUAUUUAAACGUUUUAUUUUUAAAAUACAUUCGGCUUUAGAUGUGGAUUUGUUUUUUUGUGCGACGCGUUAGCGAAUGUUGAAGGCGGCUUUUGUUGGGGGGUGAUAUUUUUUUCGUUUAUUACAAAAAAAAGCGACGUUUUGUGCCCGCAUGCCUUAACGGAUGUGUGGGGUGGUUGAGCCCAUGCGCGCGCACUGUACACGUUUAAUUCGCAACAAAACGGCGACUCAACGACGCAAUGACCCCCCUCGCAACACCACACACCGGCAACAAACGGCGUCCCUGUGCGCGUCCUGUCGCAGUAAAACAAAAGUAAACACUCGACAGGGUGCUGUGAAAAAUUAGGGAUACUGACCCUGGCUACGACCUCUGCAAGUUUUGCAUCCCCACUCACUACAUGGAUGACCUGGACCGGGUGUUCAUCCCACACGGACUCAUCAUGGACAGGACGGAGCGGUUGGCGCGGGACAUCCUCAAGGACAUGGGCGGGCACCACAUCGUGGCGCUGUGCGUCCUCAAGGGCGGCUACAAGUUCUUUGCCGAUCUCCUCGACUUCAUCAAGGCGCUCAACCGCAACACGGAGCAGUCCAUCCCGCUCACCGUCGACUUCAUCCGACUCAAGAGCUACUGCAACGAUCAGUCGACGGGACAGAUCCGGGUGAUUGGCGGCGAUGACUUCGGAACAUUAACUGGAAAGAAUGUGCUCAUCGUUGAGGACAUCAUUGACACAGGCAGGACCAUGCAGACACUGUUGAGCAUGCUGAAGGACUACAAGCCCAACAUGGUGAAGGUGGCCAGUUUGCUGGUAAAGCGGACGCCGCGCAGCGUGGGAUACCGCCCGGAUUAUAUCGGGUUCGAAAUCCCGGACGAGUUUGUUGUGGGAUACGCGCUGGACUACAACGAGUACUUUCGGGACCUCAAUCACAUCUGCGUGAUCAACAACCACGGCAAGGAGAAGUACAAGAACAACUGUGCCUGAGCACCAUGUGCCAGCCGCCACAGCAGCAGCAGCAGCACCCCGGUCGCCCGCUCGCCCGCACGCACGCCCGCACGCACGCACGCCCACUCACCCCUGCAUUGCCGCGACCCGCGUUGGUUUUCAGAGUUGACUCCGCUUAAGGGCGCGACUCUCCCGUCGCGUGUCCCGGGUUGCGCGCCGCUCCGCGUUCGGUUCCCGAUAAUUGGCUGCCGAGCGACCGCACGCGUGGCUGAAACCGAGUUCGUUUUUUUUUUCUUCUUUUCCUGGAGAAGCAGCCAGAGGGCGAGACGUCGGACCUCGUGCCGAAAACGGAAUCGGGCAUGACCCGAGGACACGGCGGUGGCGGAGAGCUGUGCCCGCCGCCCGCCCCCCCCACCCUCCCCCCAACCUCGUUUAGAUGGCAAGCGGAGACGCUGGAUUUGGACGUUGGAGGGAGUUGUAUCACGCGGGCAGCUGGGUGGCUUUUACAGAGGCGCUGCUGCCCUUCACAUAAACCUCAUGGAUAUUAUUAUUAAGUUAUAAUUUGUCAUUAUAAAGUAAUUAAAAUGUACGUGUACCCCUCAUUGUCAAACUACUACUGAUGAAGGCGUUCCCCACCCCGCUCCCCCCACCACCACCGUAGUGUCACUGGUGGUGGGGAGAGAGGGAAGUAUGUUUGACCAUACUUCACCAAGCUGGUCACCUGGUUUCUUAAGUUUGUGUUGAUUAUUGUAAUAUCGUUAUUUGAAUUCCGGUUGAAUGGUUGGCGUGAAGCUCUCUCGCUAGGCACCUUCAUGAUUCCCCGAUUCAGGUCGACUCUCAGGUUCUCGCGAUCCACGCGUUGAAUCGCUUGUGGGGGGUGCGGGUAAAAACAAAAAAACCCACAGAUAAUUAGCGGCGUUUCUUUGAGCAAAUUCAUCCGUCGGCUAAUUUUGACCGUCACGACGUUGCGCUUAAUUAUCGCUUUGUCCGCUCGUGUAAUGCGUUGAAGUCUGUGUGUGUGUGUGCUCGAGCCAGUGCUCCUCAACGAACUCGUUGUAGGUAAUCGCGGUUUCUCGUCACCCCCUGUAACCACUAGAGGGCAAUGGCAUUCGCCAGCAAGCUUUUUUUUCUAUCCUAAUGGAAUUUUUUUUCGAUUUUAGAACCAAAACGCGGCGCGCUGGCAUUCAUCGAAAUCUUCCCGAAGGGGGGAGGGGAGGCUGAAUGUAUACAGAGCCCACCACGGAGCUAAAUGAAUAAAACGAUGGCAGUGUGAUGGUAAAACUUAAAAAAAGAACCAAUCAUUUUCUCAAUUUGUGACCCAUGAAUUGAGACAAUUCCAUCGAAUAGAUUUGGGGAGUGGGGGGGGGGUGGGUGCUGGAGUGUGUGGUGGUGGGGCCAAAUGAAUCAUCACGUGCCUGGUUAUUAUGGCGGUGGAGCGUUUCGGUACCAGUGUGUUCCGCACGAGCGGCCAAUCGGGGCCAAGCUCGUCGCGAGCCCCCAUGUCUUCAUUCAUCCCCCCCCCACCACCACCGUCCGUCCUCCAUGCAUUUCAAUUAUAACAGUCGUCACAAUUCAACUCGCAAAUCGCUUUUAUUUUGCCUUCACCGGUGCACACGGAAACGUCGAGGGUUGUUCUUUCCCCCCCCCGCAAAUGGGUCACAUGCGUAAUCGUCGUGAGUUGUGGUCGAUCCACGACCAGGUGAAGGCCGCCCCAAGUCUGCACGCGCUAUAUCUCGCGGUCCGGCUGCGCAACAAAUCUUCUCGCUCUCACGAGCCGGCUCCGUUGUUGGCCGCUAACCAAUCUCCCAAUUCAUAGGCACUCGCUCGCUCGCUCACUCGCGCGCGAGUGUGUUACGUUCAUCGUUGAAUCUUUACGUUUCCUAUGAGGACCGGGCCGUCCACAGCCGUUGCACGAAGUUCACGGGAACCAACGCAGCCGCUCACAGAUUCUAUGUGCACCGCUAGGGCAACAAAAACAAAUCUAAUAUAAUCGUGAACCCCCGAAGCAUCGUGGGAUUGAUGAAUCGUGCGUUUCCGCCUGCUGCAAGACAUCGGGGCUCCUGUGUUGAUAAGAUUUCUUUAUUUUUACAGCCAAAUAUUUUUUCACGCUGUGUGUAAAAUGGUAACGCUUUUACCGUUUUAUGGACGGCGAGGCUGUAAAGUAAUCGAGUGAAAGCAUUUUAUUUUUUAAAGUAUAUACACAUUAUAUGUAAAUGUAAUAUAUACAUUGUGUGCGCUUGUGUGUGAACGGUAAUUGUGGAUGGCAGGGAGCAAAUCCAUUCAGUCCCCCGCUAGCCGUGUAGGAAUAAGCUAAGCCUCGAGUGGCAGGCAGGGACAACCCAGGGUUUCCUGGAGGCCAGGGGGGGCAGAGUGCCAAUUGGGGGGCGGGGAGAGGGGGUGUAGCUCCCCUUAUUAAUUUGUGACUAAAAAGAUACAAAGAUUGAUGUGAGGGGAGGGGCUCUUGUUUGAGGUCUUGGAGGAAAAAUUGUCCCCGUUUGCCACGCGGUGGGGGGGGUGGGGGAUGUGACGGCGCAUCGAUCGGUACCGGUCUUUUUUUAUGCUCGCGAUUUUCACGCGGCGUGGAAUCGCGUGCGCAAGAAAACAACGGUCUGCCGGUGUCGUACGUUGCGUACCAUCGCUUCACGUGAUCUCCACCGGCCACCCCCUGGAGGCCGCUGCAUUCGCCGAAACAAAUUUAAAAUAUUUAUAAUAUACACACAAAAGAGUUGAUUCUUGAGUCGAAUCGUGACCCCGAAUUGCAACAAUUCACGCGUGAGUUUUCGCGGGAGUACUGAAUCGAUACACCCCUAGGGUAGUUAUCGUAUCGGCAAUUAGCUGAUUGUGGCUUUGGUUCAGUUUCGUGAACGCAGCACAACGUCGCAUAUCCGACUCGCACGGGGGGGGGGACCAGGGUAUAGGCCGGUAUGUGAACCGGCAAAUUACGGAAACAGCCACAGAAAUGUAUCGUUAAAGACCGCGCGCUGACAUCGCACCGUUGCGUGCGGCGCCGGCGGUGGCGGCGACGCAGCGCUACGAACCUGGCGAGACCCGGGUUCGAUUCCCGCUUGCGGCCAAUGCCGGUCACGAAUGUCCGAAACCGGUCCUGGGUCCCUCCCUGAGGUCGACUCGGUCUCAAAUGAGUACCUGGUGCGGCACAGGCGGCCGGGCGUGCGGUGCUGGCCACCUCACGCCCUCGUGUGCCGUGGUAACCUUCACGGGUGCUCGCCAACCGGACUUUCCCCAAUAGUCUGUUGAAGCUAUACGGUGGGUCUUUAGUUUAAAUGACUGGUCAGGGCAGAUGUGCAACAUUGUACUGUAUACCCCGCGCGUUUGCUCUCGAAAAGAAACGCAAAGGGAGAAAGCAAUGUGCUGCGUGGGCCACAGGCGAGAGAUUUUAAUUCGGUUGAUUAGCUUGAUUUUUUGUAUUAAGUCCUCAGGAGGUUUUUGUUUUUCGUCGGCAUGUGUCGUGUUUUCCCAAGUAUUUUAUUUUAUCACGCACACUCUCGGACGACCGGUUCGUGUGCGCACGCGUGGGACAUGUGGCACCUUCGGCCAUUGUGAUUUCUCCAUUUGGCGGAGCGUUAAAAAAGCAAAGAAAAAAGAGGUUGCAUUUUAAUCUGUAUGCGUGUUUUUUGGUUUGUAAGCCCCGAACUUUAAUGGCGAAUGAUAAAUAAUAUAAUGAUAAUAACCUUUGCAAUAAGAUGCCCAUGAUCCUGAAGGCCGGCGUCGCUCGAAAGCCACGCGAAGGAUGGGCGGACGGGGGCCUUCCCCGGCGUCUUGUCCCUGCGGGAGACUCGUGAGCGCUGCUACCGCAGCCGGUGCGGAGGGGGACGAUGGCGUUCCGGACGGUGGGGGCAAAACGAGCCGGUCGGUUUUCCUCCGGACUCUUCCCAGGUGUUCGCCGCAGAGCUCGCGUGAUGAUGAUCGCCGCCGCUCGGGUUAAAUGGUCUGGCGCAGGGGUCGGCAACCAAAGACGGAGUCCUUUUUUUUUCUUUUUUCCCCAAUUCGGUAACAAAAAAUUCACAAGCCGCGAUGCGUGCGAUACGAGUCUGUGGUCUUUAAAGAGCCGCAUGCAGCUCCGGAGGCCGAGGGUUUGCCGACCCCCACCCCCGGUCCGGUGCACCCGGUACCCGGUCUGGUGCACCCGGUACCCGGUCUGGUGCACCCGGUACCCGGUCUGGCUGUCGCCGUGACCGAAUGGCACGACGGCUGCGUCCUCGCGUCGUGCUUGGCCUCGCGUCGGCUCGCCGCGGAGGUGCGUGGUUCGGAUCCGUGAGGGUCCCCAACCCACCCACCCCCCCACCCCCCCUCACUCCCCCGGCCCUGUUACAACUGCGGGUGUUGAAUACACGGCGCCAUUUGCUUCACUAGUGGACGGUGAAAGGUGUCGUGGCGUCAUUUGAAAAGAGUAGGCCGUGGUGUGCCGGCGUCACGGUUCCAAAUUUGAAAAUGUACCUGCGCAACGCUCGGAUGGGACCACGCGCAACAGCUCCGCCCCCGACUGCUGAAACUAACGCCUUGCGCUGCAUAACUACGGCACGGAUACAGAAUGAUCGAGACCCACCCCGGUCCCCGCCGUUAACACGUCGUCGGGAGCGGGCGAAAUUUCUCCCGUUCCAUCCCCCCCCCCCCAAAGAUGGCUGCGGUAGCGCAUUGGUGAAAACAUUUUGAGAGCGGGGACCGCUUGACGGGGGAGGAGGGAGAGGUGCGUGGCUUCAAGCCGCCGGAACGACGCGAAGUCGGCUGUGAAAACCGACGUGUACUGCUGCUGCUGCUGCUUCUACCGCGGACCGAAUUACCAAAGUACAAACCGAGGACUGCUUGACACGUGGGGCUUGUGUUGCUAUAACAGGGUUAGAUCCUACACCUGUCCAGUUCGUGGCAGACGGUGGCCACGUUGGUGGAAUGUGGCGUGCAAUCGGCAAGGUCGUAGCCAAGCCUGCAAGAGAGGGUCUGUCCCAACAUUCCAAUGUUGGGCCCUUCUGGAACAUAUUUUGAGUCUUUCCUGGAUAAGCAAGCAAAGGUCAUUAUUAUUAUUUAUGUCGAGCCAAAUUGUCUUGCAGCUCAAGUCGGCAAAAUGCGGCAGCGCUCACACCUCCGUUGUCGAGCCAAUGGUGGAAAUUCCAUAUUCCCGUGGUGGGGACCAGUUUUUCCAUACGAUGACCGCUUUAAACCUCCCUGCAAAGUAGCCGUGUGUAUUUCAUUGACGUCGGAGAGACAUUGUGCCGAGUUCAGAUCUUACCCGGGUUCAAACUCGAGGGUCGAGGGCUGGAACCACUGCGUUCCCCCCCCCCGUCUCCCCCAAACAUCGGUCAUUAAUCUGUAAACUAUAUAUUUUUUUAUUUUACCAGGCAAGGCCCACUGAGCUAGAUCACUAUUUUUUGAGAAGCGACCUGGCCACGUGUUAGCGCAACAAAGUUGCUUAUCAUAGUGUGGAAAUGUAUAGCAUCCAAAUAACUCUUAAACGCGUGAUGUUGAUUCUAAAUACGGAGAGAAAAAGCUGGAGAGCCUCGAGAAAAAUCCACGCGACCACGGGGAGAGAGAUAGACAUGCAAACUCCAAAUAUACAGCAGGGGUUGGGGUCGGGCAUGCUAAACCGCCUUUCAAACAACUUGCGGACCGGUCCCCUUGGCCUCACCGCAUUCCUCUACAACAGUGGUGUUUAUAACCUUUACCGCAACCUUGCACCCCUAAAAACAAAAAUCUGCCCACGUCUCGCGCCCCCCAGUAAGGGUAUCUCGCACCCUCCAGGGGCUGCGUGCACGCACCUCCAGAUGAAGAACGCCCAGGGGCUGCGUGCACGCACCCCCAGGUGAAGAACCCCCAGGGGCUGCGUGCACGCACCCCCAGGUGAAGAACCCCCAGGGGCUGCGUGCACGCACCCCCAGGUGAAGAACCCCCAGGGGCUGCGUGCACGCACCCCCAGGUGAAGAACCCCCAGGGGCUGCGUUCACGCACCCCCAGGUGAAGUUACCCCAGGGGCUGCGUGCACGCACCUCCAGGUGAAGAACGCCCAGGGGCUGCGUGCACGCACCCCCAGGUGAAGAACCCCCAGGGGCUGCGUGCACGCACCCCCAGGUGAAGUUACCCCAGGGGCUGCGUGCACGCACCCCCAGGUGAAGAACCCCCAGGGGCUGCGUGCACGCACCCCCAGGUGAAGAACCCCACCGCUCUAGAACAUCGGCCGUGCUCGUGGCCGCCCAGGUAAGUGCGGCCACGGCUCCAACGACGCCGCUUAAGCCCCCCCCCCAGGCAGGUGCUGCCCCUAAAAUUGUCUUGACGAGUUGGCAGCGUCACUGGGGCCGCAGGCAGAAAUAGUCGCUGGGCUCAGAGUUGUCCAGCCGCCGUGACGCCGUACGGCGAGUUUUUAUCGCCGCUCGCGACGCUUCGGUCAGCAUUUCUUUUUCUCUUUUCAAUCAACACCGUUGCCGAGCGCAGCCCCCAGCACGUCACGGCGGCCAGCAACGCACUGCACGGGGCAUGUCACAAGGACAAUUCUUGCCGCGCGGUGCGAAAGAGGGCUGUGCUGCGUGAUUGUCGUCUUCCCCGGGGGGUUUGUGGUAGUGGUGGUGGUGGAGGGAUGGGCGCAAUUGCAACAAGGUCGUUGUGCAAUGAUUCGCUGCUCGAAUUCCAAGCGUGAACGUUUUGUUCGGACGGGAACGUGACCGUGAAGUGUUCACGAUUUGGAAGCUGCUCACCUGACCAGCCCUCUUGUCAGUCCGCUGCUGGAUGAGGGCCUUCCCCUGUGGCGUGUCGGUCAUGGGUGUUUGUUUGACCAUACUUCACCACGCUCUUCAGUGAUUGUUCGCGAAGCGGGAGAUGGGGUGGGGCGGGGUUGGUGAGGGUACCAGAACCAGUGCAGACAUCGCUCGCCACUGAUGUUAGCCGUGACGAGGAAUCGAAUCCGGGUCAUCGGGUUCAUAUCAUAGCUCGGUUCACUAACCACAGUGCCACCGCUCCCCCACCGCCCCUAUUAGAAUAGAAUCGAUUCGACACGUGAACACCUUGGCGGGGUUAUAAAGGGAGGAGUGGACGGUGGUACUGCCAGUGUCGUAGCGUUCUCGGCAGGCCACCGGUCAGCCCAUCCCGGAAGUUUUUUUUUUUCCAGUAACUCGCACGGAUUAAAUUUGUAUCCAUACUUUUAUUCGGGUGACCAGGGUGGCUCAGACGUUGAUCGCUUGGGUUCGAAUCUGGGUUUCAGCCACACCCCCCCCCCCCGUGAUUAGACCGGGUUCUCAAGUGUAGUACCGGAGUGAGUGACUGCACACAAACAACAACAUUCAAAUUCGUUUUGGACUUAAUAUGGCGAAAUCCCAGCUCUUGAGAAUUAAAGUAAAUACAGGGACUCCUCUACUUACAAACAAGUUAGGUUCCAGAUGUCUGUUCGUAAGUCCAACUUUACGCCUGUCAAUUGCAAACAUGUACGGCAUGUACACUAAACACGGGGAAUGGCUUUAAAAGUUGUAUAAUUUUCUGUAGAUGCCACUGGUUCUUCAUGUUCUGCAGAUGUAAAAGCCACUGGUGUUUUCAUAUUCUGCAUAUGUAUACGCCACUGGUGCUUCAUGUGGCAUCUACAUGAACGUCCGUAAGUCGGCUUGUUCGUAAGUAGAGGAGUGCCCUGCAUAUGUUUUGACUGUCAAUACGACGGCGAGUUCUGCUGUAACAGGAUGCGGGCCAAGCGCUGCCGCCAUAGCGUGGAUAAAGAGGGCCACUUAAAGCGGAUCGAAGAAGCGGUUUUGCGAUCCGCUGCUUCCGCGGGACAACUUUGGCAAACGCCUGGUUCGUUUGUUGCCUCGCUCCGUCUCCCAUUGGCAGCUGUUGUUGCCGGGCCAAUUGCAGUGAAGUGCAUUGCCCACCUGGGGCAACGUCCGGUUGCUUUGGUUGUAAGGACUGAAAAUGUUUUAAGAACUAAACCCCCCCCCCCCCCCCCCCCAAAUAGUACACGAGUGGCGUGAGCGUGUGAACGGCGGCGAGUUUAAAAACAUAACCAACCGAUUCCACGGGUUGUGUGAAAAAUAAGAAUGUAUCUUGAUUUGACGCUUCCGUGACUGCAGGAAUCCGUACUCUUUGGGUAAAGUCAUCACGUGGUUCGAAAUGAAAUCACAAUCAGGACGUUUCGAUCGCAGCGAUGACGACCGCUUGCGUUGCAAUCUAAACGUCGUGAUUUGUUUUAUUUCUGACUACGUGACUUUACCGAAAGAACCAAAGAGUAUAAGGAUAUAUAUGUUAAUCUUUCUGCCAAUGAAACAGAUGUUGUGUUAGGAUGUUCGAACACCAAAUUGAUACCUUUUGCAAGGUAUCAAGUCUGCAUUGACCACACACGGUACUUUGUGAACGUGCAAACACACAUGCUCUGUUAAUAAUAAUAAUAUCCGCAUUGUCUUUGAAACUGAUUGGUCUACACCAGAGACAGCUUCUUUAUGGCCUCGUCCCACCAGUGUCAGGCCACAGACGAACGCCAAAAGGCGAACAGUACAAAGACAAUGCACGUGUCAGAGCAUUCACAGCUCGGGGUGAGCGCUUAUACCAUGGGAUAUCUUUUUUUGCCAGUAUCAAAGUAUGAAAAAUAAGAGUCGGUUUUUUCCCCUUUCUGGUAAUAAAACAGGAAGCGUUUAAACACCA